CCACAGGGAGCUCUUCCAGCAUGUUAGGCGAGUGUGACGGAGGCGGGCAGGAGAUGGUGCCGCUGUUGGAGGAGGCAAACGACGAAGCCGAAGAGCUUUCCCCGAAGCAUCACCGGCUACGGAAGUCCCACCGCCUCUCGCCUCACUCCAGCUGCAAGGACCGCUCUCGGUCGGAAAGAGGCCUCUUCCACCCGAGUAAGGCUCAGGGACUGCUCUGGCCAGGGGAGGCCAUCAGGCAGCUGUGGAGCCGCAAGGAAGCCGAAGAGGAGACCAGCCAUGCCAAGAGGAAGAAAAGGAGGCGGCAGAAAAGCUGGAAGUAUCAAAGCGGAGAAUAUCUGAUUGAAAGGGACAAAGGGGAACACUUGAGCUGCUGCCGCCACAAGCGGCGGAAAUCCAAAGCAGACUUCCGGUACAGAAAGCACAAAAGCUCAGCUCUGGGCAAAGGCUCUGAGCUCUGCCUGAGGAGCCGGCUCUCUCCAUCCCUACAAGGCCACCUGGACUUCCAGAAUGGCUUUCUCCUGGAUCACUCCGGCAUGGCUCCCAUCCAAGAAGGGCUGGAGAAACCUUCCGGGAAGCGCAAAUGCAAAACCAAACACCUGUCGGGCCUCUGCGAAGAGGGGAAGGCCAAGUCCCGCUCUCCAAAGAAGUCCCGGGAACCAAGCCCGUUUGGCAAAGUUCGGCAGCACGGCAUGGAGAGGACCUCCGAGACCCCCGCAAGUCCACCCGUGCCCCCCGAAGCUCGGCGUCUGAUCGUGAACAAGAAUGCUGGAGAAACGUUGCUGCAGAGAGCAGCCCGGCUUGGGUAUAAGGACGUGGUGAUGUACUGCCUGCAGAAGCCAAACAACGACGUCAACCACCGAGACAAUGCCGGGUACACCGCUCUGCAUGAGGCCUGCGCUCGGGGCUGGGUAGACAUCCUGCAGACGUUGCUGGAACACGGGGCCAACGUGAAUUGCAGCGCACAGGAUGGCACCAGGCCUGUACACGAUGCAGUCGCGAACGACAACCUGAAGAUUUUGUGGCUGCUCCUCUCCUACGGUGCUGAUCCAACCCUAGCCACCUAUUCCGGGCAGACGGCCUUGAAGCUAGCCAACAGCGAUGUGAUGAAGAGCUUCCUGACUGAUCACCUCUUGGACCUGCAGGGACGACCUGAUGGGGAUCCCCAGACCGCCUGGGAUUUUCACAGCAGCUCGGUACUAGAGGAGAAAGAGGAGAUCAGCUGCGACCUUCUGCUCGACCCUCCUGGGGGCUCCGAUCAGGAGGAGGAGGAGGAGCAGGACUCGGACAGCUUAAUGUUUGAGUUCUCGGAGAAGCCACUGCUUGCUUGCUACAACCUGCAAGUUUCCGUCUCCCGAGGGCCCUGCAACUGGUUCCUCUUCUCGGACGUCCUCAAGCGCCUGAAACUCUCCUCCCGCAUCUUUCAAGCUCGCUUCCCGCACUUUGAAGUGACGACUCUGCCCCGAGCCGAGUUCCAGCACCAGAUCUCGCUCAGCCAAGUCUUGUCUCCGGAAGAAAUCCAGGAAUACGUGUGUCCCCCGGCAACUCCGGGCGCCGUAGAGACGGUCGAGCUGGUCCGUUACCAGCCGGAGCUGGUCCGAUUGUUGGGCUCUGACGUGGCAUUCGAAGCCUGGAGCAGCUGACUGGGAGACAUCUCCCCAACAGGCCAGCCAGAGGAAGCCCCCCCCACCAUCUCCACCACCCGUCGGACUGCACCCCGAGGCAAUAAUGGACCAAUGAGGCGGCCUUCUGGAGGCCGAAAGCGCUGUCCACAGCCCUUCUAUUGACUGUCGGCAGCUGGUUGCUCUCCUCCCAUUUGGGGGAGAUGCGUGGGGGGGGGAGAAGGUCAGAAACUGCCUCUUCCCUCACCUUCCCCCCUCCCCCCGGACUUGAAGUGUGCUGCCCCUCUCCUCCUUCUUGCAGGCCUUGGUGGUUUUGGAGUGGAACGCAUCUCCCCUUUUCCCCCCACCCCUCACUUUUAAACCCUGUCCCAAGUUCUUCCAGGGUAUUUAUUUAAUUAGUAUUUAAUUUGUGGUGUUCCUUUGAGUGGGGCAAGGGGGGGGGAGGGGGAUUUCUUGCUAGGUCUGUAUCACUGUGAUUCUUGGGAAGAGUUGAGUUGCAGGAGGGGGUGUCUUCCCAGAGCCCCCUACCCACCCACCCACACACCCACUCCCCAAAUCCCGGCUGGACCAGACUGCUGCUGUGCUGCUGCUUUCCCCUCACUUGGGAUUUCAUGAAAUGUGAGGGGGGGGGGAAGGAUGGGGGUUGCCCCGCAGUGUUCCUUCUUUCGUUUGGAGGGACAUCCACAUUAUUUUGGAUUGGGGGUGGGGGAUGAUUCCCUCUUUGGCUUCCCCCCACCCCCCUGCCCUUUUCCAGAAGAUCGUCUCGUCUCUGCUGUUUUGGAGAGACGGAUGGGGACUGGAUCGGUAUGGAGCCAAAGGAGUUUCACUAUUCUGGUCUUAACUUUUUUUUCUCCUUGUCUCCACCCUAUUUUUUUUUUGAGGGGGGGGGGUUGGUUUUUUAAAAAAAAUCUCUCUCAGUUCCAAUCGGGUGGCCAGGCCACCAUCUUUGGCCAGGCGGUGGAGCAGUGGCCCAGCUUGGAGGGGGCAGGAAAAGGGCAAUGAGGGGCAUAGAUGGUACAGUUUUAAUGUACAGGUGCUAACCAAGAACUGGGCAGUCCCAUUUCACUGGCGCUCCCCUGGAACGGGAUGGGGGUGUCAGGAUGCUUUUUCAUUCUUUUGUGUUGCGGUCCACCCCGCCUCCCGGCGCCCCCCCCCCCCCCCGGUUGGGGAAGCUGCGUUUCCUUCCGCUUCCCUCUUCUGACACCCCCCUCCCACCCCUCUCCUCUCCCCUUUUCCAAGGAGGCUGGCAGCCUCUUCGACCCUCCCCCCCCAAACUUCCCCUUCUUCCCUAAUAAGCAAAACCAUUCUGUUUUUAUCUCCUUCCCCUCUUUCUUUCUCUCACAUCGAGGCUUCGGCCUUUUGGGUGUUUAUUCUGGCUGCUGGUUCCACCUCUUCCCCCCCCUCUUGAUUUGUUUUAUUCUUGAACAAGGCUUUGGUGUCAAAAAACACUUCUGUACAGAAAAACCUGCAUCAGGGCCCCCGUCUCCCGUGUCUCAUUUCUGGCG
Thamnophis elegans (Western terrestrial garter snake) is the source of this 3124-nucleotide messenger RNA. RefSeq names its product BCL6 corepressor like 1 (gene BCORL1). Gene Ontology annotation, molecular function: transcription corepressor activity; protein binding. Gene Ontology annotation, biological process: negative regulation of transcription by RNA polymerase II. Gene Ontology annotation, cellular component: nucleus. NCBI's taxonomy places the organism in Eukaryota, Metazoa, Chordata, Lepidosauria, Squamata, Natricidae. The record is from RefSeq and is a predicted model, not a curated record. Bases 21 to 1640 code for a protein of 539 amino acids. The transcript has 8 exons.